Molecule: messenger RNA, 2832 nt
Organism: Cornus florida
Lineage: Eukaryota; Viridiplantae; Streptophyta; Magnoliopsida; Cornales; Cornaceae
Product: receptor-like protein kinase FERONIA
Exons: 1
Coding region: 87-2648 (853 amino acids)
Biological process (GO): protein phosphorylation
Molecular function (GO): ATP binding; protein kinase activity
Source: RefSeq, a predicted model, not a curated record
CUCAAAGACUAUGCACCAAGACUCUCUUCAUUGCACUCAACAUAAUUCACUUCCCAAUCAAUAAAUUCCACGAUUACUUACCACCAAUGCUCACCUUCACUCUUUACCUCUUCACCGUCCUCCGCCUUACCACCAUCGCCACCACAGCAGCACCCUACACUCCCACCUUUUAUGUGCUCCUCAACUGCGGCUCCUCCACCAAUACCACCGACUCCAACGGCCGCAACUGGGACGGCGAUGUCCUCUCCAAAUUCUCACUCUCCAACACCUCACCAAACACUUCUUCACCCUCCACCGCCUCCCACCAAGAUCCCUCCGUCCCCCAAGUCCCCUUCAUGACCGCCCGCAUCUUCCACUCCCCAUUCACCUACACCUUCCCUGUCACCGCCGGCCCCAAGUUCCUCCGCCUCUACUUCUACCCCACCACCUACUCCGACCUCGACCUCGACCCCACCCAAUCCUUCUUCUCCGUCACCUCCAAUCACUACACUCUCUUAAACAACUUCAGUGCCUUCUUAACCGUUUCUUCAAUCCAACCACCAGUUGCUUCCCUCAUCAAAGAAUUCAUCCUCAACUUCAGAGGCAACCAAACACUCCUUAACAUAACCUUCUCACCAUCUCCCAACUCUUACGCCUUUAUCAACGGUAUCGAACUCCUUUCCAUGCCGGAUAAGCUCUAUAUGCAUGGCAAUGAUGAAGCCAUCACACGCGCCGGUGUUGAUUAUCCCUAUUAUUUUGAUAGCAGCACAGUUCUUGAAACCCUUUACCAGUUAAACGUCGGCGGUAAUACCGUCAGCGUUAACGAUGACACCGGUAUGUUUCGGACGUGGGAACUAGAUGACUCGUAUAUAAUUGGUGGUUUCGGGGUGUCAACUCGCGGGAAUGGUCCGAUCCACUACGGUUCGGCAACACCGGCUUACACUGCACCUGAGAUGGUUUAUAACACCGCAAGGGUUAUGGGCAACCUAUGUUUACACUACAAUUUGACAUGGAGUUUUGGUGUUGAUUCAGGGUUUGAUUAUCUUGUGAGACUUCAUUUCUGCGAUUUUACGGUGGAGGGGACUAAAAUUAAUCAGAGGGUGUUCACUAUAUAUCUUAACAAUCAGACGGCUGAAGAUAUAGCGGAUGUGAUUUUUUGGAGUGGUGGUAAUAGUAUUCCGGUUUACAGAGACUAUGUUGUGCGGGUCCCGGAUGUUGGUGGUCGCCGGAUCAAGCAGGACUUGUGGCUCGAGAUGCACCCUAAAGUCGAAGACAAACCUGAAUUAUGUGAUGCAAAUCUGAAUGGUGUGGAAUUGUUCAAAUUGAACCGAUCAGACGGUAUUCUCGCCCGACCUAAUCCUGAUUUGGUGGUAUCUGAAACACCGGAACCGAAACCGAAGAUACCGGUGACAUCUACCGGUAAACGCUCGUUGCUCAUUGGGGUGAUUGUCGGAGGUGUAAUUGGAGGGAUAGUAGCAAUGUCAAUUUUGGGUUACGUCAUUUUCCGGGAAUGGAGAAGAGUCAAAGGCUUUGGCACAAUUUCAGUGGCGUCAAGGUCAACGGAGUCAACGAAGUAUCAUGUUUUAUCACUGCCGUCCGAUCUCUGCCGACGCUUCUCGCUCGCCGAGAUUAAAUCAGCUACAUGCAACUUUGACGACAAUUUUGUUAUCGGCACUGGAGGAUUUGGUAAUGUGUAUAAAGGGUUCAUAGACAACGAUACUGCUCCCAUCGCAGUUGCGGUCAAACGGUUGAAUCCUGAAUCAAGGCAAGGGGCCCACGAGUUUCAAACGGAGAUCGUAAUGCUCUCAAAGCUGAGACACCACCAUUUGGUGUCUCUGAUUGGUUACUGUGUUGAUGAUGGUGAGAUGAUCUUGGUGUAUGAUUACAUGGCCCGUGGGACUCUCCGUGAUCAUCUCUACAAAUCAAACCACCCUCCUCUCUCGUGGAAUCAGCGCCUUCUGAUCAGCAUAGGUGCUGCACGUGGACUGAACUACCUUCAUACUGGUGUGAAGCAUACGAUCAUUCACCGCGAUGUAAAAUCAACCAACAUUUUGUUGGAUGAGAAAUGGGCCGCCAAGCUUUCUGAUUUUGGGUUGUCAAAAAAGGGUCCCAUUGGGAUGUCCCAUGUGAGCACCGUGGUGAAGGGUAGUUUCGGGUAUUUGGACCCCGAAUAUUAUCGACUACAACAAUUGACGGAAAAGUCUGACGUGUACUCGUUCAGAGUGGUAUUGUUAGAAUUGUUGUGUGCUAGGUUACCAAUUGUUACAAGUUUGCCAAGGAAACAAGUGAAUUUGGUUGAGUGGGGCCGGUGUUGUUGUCGAAAAGGGAACCUUGAUCAGAUCGUGGAUCCACAUCUGAGGGGUCAGAUUGCACCAGAGUGUUUAAGGAAAUUUGGGGAGAUUGCUUGUAGUUGCUUGCGUGAUCAUGGGAUCGAACGGCCAUCAAUAAAUGAUGUUGUGUGGGGUCUUGAGUUUGCAUUGCAAUUGCAAGAGGAUGUUAAUAGGAAUAUCAGCGGUGGAGAUGAGUUUGGUAAGAAUAAUGUGAUGAGUGUGUAUGGAUCCCCUAUUAGUCCCUCUGUUCCUCUUCGUGGAUAUGAAGAGACAACGACGACGGACGACGACGUAUUUUUUGGACCAAUUGAAUACGUAUCUAGUUCAAAAGGCAGUUGAUUAUAUCAACGCCUCAACGAUGUGUAGCAGUGGACGGAGUGUUGAUUACGUAGUAUUUUUUUAACACAUUUAUUUAAAUGUAAAAUAAUAAUAAUAAUAAUAAUUGUUGAUGAAAUAUGUAUAAUAAUUUCUGAAUGAAAGUCUAAUACGUGCUCGUGCUGGAUUUUGGAGUUUAACUGUGAAA